AUGAAACUGGCUGAUGUACCAAAAACAUUCGGACUCACUGAACUGCAAAAGGGAUACUUUCCCCACUUUUUUAACCGCGCGGAAAACCAGGACUAUGUGGGGCCAAUGCCUGAAAUCCGAUUCUACGAUCCAAACUGUAUGAACUCCAAUGAUCGCGAGAAGUUCUUGGCAUGGUACAAGGACCUCGUUGAACGGGAGUACCAGUCGAUUUCCAAGCAGAGAUCCUCAGGUACUGUCAAUUUGACGUGGACAUCCUUCGCCGUAGUUGCCUGGAGUUCCGCAAACUGUUCCGUCAGAUCACCGACGUCGACCCCUUUGCAUCGUGCUUAACUAUUGCUUCUGCCUGUAACCUAGUUUUUAGAAAAACCUUCCUUGAAGAAGGUACCAUUGCCAUCAUUCCUCCCUGUGGAUACAAUCCGAAAAACAAGUAAUCUAUUAUUGCGUUGAAGAUGCUUGCCUGGAUUGCUCAGUGAGACAACAUUGUCAUCCAGCACGCUUGUAGCCAUGGUGAGAAACGGAUCGGCAAGUAUCUUGUGGAUGGGUUUAAUGAAGAGGCCAACGCGGUGUGGGAGAUCCAUGGAUGUCUCUGGCACGGGUGUGAGCGGUGUUAUGCCUGUGACACAGUGAACCCUGUCAACCACCUUACCAUGCACGACCUUCGACAGAGGACACUUGAAAAGGCACAAUAUUUGUGCAACAAUGGAUUCAAUGUCACAGAAAUAUGGACAUGUGACAUUGAACGUCAGCUUGCCAUGAACUCAGCUCAGAGAUGAAAGAAUUCUUCGAGAACUUUCAGAUAUCUGAACCACAGGAGCCACAACAAGCUUUUUUCGGUGGUCGCACUAAUGCCACCUGUCUGUAUCGCGAGGCUGUGGAUGAUGAGAAAAUCCGCUAUGUUGACUUCUGCAGUCUCUAUCCGUGGUAAGUAUGUUUCUAAUUAUAUUAAUAGCAAAACAUCACUUGCUAACCUUUCUUUCAAUACUGUCUGUUUUAGGUGCAAUAAGUAAGGAGAGUAUCCCCUUGGGCAUCCAGAGAUUGUCACCGAAAACUUUGCGCCCGUGGAAGACUAUUUUGGAGGCAAGCUGAUGUUUCCGUUAUGUCGUACUUGUGCCGAUAUCCUACAACAAACGCCAUGCCAGCACGGUGACAUGGUACUUGGGUGAGUCUGGAGCUGGAAAAGGCCCUCGAGAAAGGUUAUCAGCUCGUUCAAAUCGAGGAAGUAUGGCACUUUCCACAACACACAGACAGGCUCUUCAAAGGCUAUAUUGAUACGUUCCUUAAAAUCAAGCAAGAGGUACAGCUUUAAACAAUGGGUCCCUCCCGUAAAUUCUUUGCUCUUCCUCUUAAGUAGAUUACAUUGCCGAUUACGCGGCCAAAGAAGGGAUCCAGCUGGAUCCGAGGAAAAUUAUGAAGAAUCCUGGCUUGAGGGCUUUAGCAAAACUAAUGCUCAACUCGUUUUGGGGUAAGGAAUGCUAUACUGUUAUUACUGACGCUUUCUUUCUCUGGGGAGAAUCUAGGUUUUGACAUGUAUUUUUAAAAUUUCUUUUUUUUAAAUUUUAUCGUUUUCAGGAAAGUUUGUGCAACGCUCUAACAUGGGUCAGAUCAAGAUUGUCUCGGAUCCGGCCGAGUAUUUUGACCUCUUCUCCAGCGAUAAUAUAAAUGUCACAAAUGUUAACUUCAUCUACGAUGAAUUAAUCGGAGCUCGUCGACCAGCUUAUUGA
Paramuricea clavata is the source of this 1721-nucleotide messenger RNA. NCBI's taxonomy places the organism in Eukaryota, Metazoa, Cnidaria, Anthozoa, Malacalcyonacea, Plexauridae. The record is from the annotation of a GenBank genome assembly.